This is a messenger RNA of Miscanthus lutarioriparius, 579 nucleotides long. NCBI's taxonomy places the organism in Eukaryota, Viridiplantae, Streptophyta, Magnoliopsida, Poales, Poaceae. The record is from the annotation of a GenBank genome assembly.
AUGAUGUCCGCCGUCGCAUCGUCUUUUCCCUCGCGCGGCCACGCGGCCCCGUUCGGCGGCUCGAGGGCACUGCCGCCGCCGCCGUCUACGCGGCGCAGCACGUCCCUCCGCCGUCCGCGGGUCUCGGCGCUCGGUGGGGGCCUUGAAGGAGAGGCGGGAAAGAUACUGGAUCCGCGCGCCACGCCGUUCCAGAUCCUCGGCCUCGACGCCACCACCGCCUUCUACUCCGCCGCCCAACUCAAGGCCGCCUUUCGCGCCCGGGUAGUGAAUAAUGUUGACCCAUUUGAUGAACCUGAGUGUGAAGCCCGUGACAUAUUUGUCAAUGAACUUCUAUGCAUUGGCACUGGAUGCCCAUAUUCUUGUGUUAAAAGGGCACCUCAUGUGUUUUCAUUUUCAGAUGAUAUUGGUACAGCUCGUGCAAUAUCUCAUGGUAAUGGAGAAGAUGACCUUGUUCAGCUCGCUGUUGGGCAGUGUCCAAGAAAGUGCAUAUACUAUGUGACGCCUUGCCAACGCACUAUUUUGGAGGAUGUUCUUGCUAGGUACAUAUCCUCUGUCAUGAGCUACUUUUUUGUCAGUUAG